AUGUUGGCGAUGCACAGGAAUAAUUACUCCCGAAAAGGAACGAAGACAAUCUUCGCUUUGUGUCGAUCUUUUAUGGUGUUCAGCUCGCGAAGCGAAGUGAUCACGAAAACAGUGGCGGAAAUGAAUAUAUCAAAGCAGCAUCCAAUGAAAUCGAAUACAGUCUUGAGUAAAGGAGUUUCGGGUGUAAGGCAGUAGAACAGAACAAACAAGCAAGCUAUAGAAGCGUUCUUGCAUAGUUCUUAUUUUUAUGCAAGCGAAAAUGAAAUGAAAAACCCACGAGACGAGAGUCAAGAAAUGACAGGGUGAAGCUGGUAGACUAAAAGUAAGUGGCUUCUAUAACUUUUUUGACUUAUGAUCUUGUAAUGGGAAACAAAUAUACGUAAAAAAUAGUUCUUCUUCAUUAGGAACGCAGCAAUUAGUUUCUGAAUGAGUUGUAUUCCCUACAAAAAUUGAUUAGUUAGGUAAGAGUUUUAUCAAAAAAUGGCGGGCGACGAAAUCUUGAUUCGGCUGACGACUGGUGCGGGGCGCACCCGCUUUGCUGUGCCGGCAACCGCGACGUUGAAAGACUUAAAGGAGAAGAUUGAAGCGGUAUUCAUUAAUUAUCCAGCUCCGUGUGCAGACGACGUUUUAUUUGACAGAAACUAGGCCUGUUUCGUUGAUCAGCAUGGUCAGCUACUUUCAUUCUUCUACUCCUAGACACCAUAUUCUUUCAUCUUUCAUCAAAUUUCCCACAGCAAACCUCCGUUCCUUGGACGCAACAGCAGCUUUGCUUUGAGGGGAAUAAGCCUGUGCCUAAUACUCAUGGAUCCCGUAUCGCCGAGAUGGGUAUGCGGAAUGGCACCAUGCUCUUUUUGUCGAAUUCGAAGAAUGCGGAAAUCAAAGCGACUGUUAGCAACAAAGAAAACCUUCUGGCCAAAAACGAUGCAGCAAGCAGACCGAUGAGUAGUGCAUCAACAGUAGUUGAAGCUGGCGGCAGCAGUGGUGCUCAACAGCCAAGUUCAAGUAGUGGAGGAGCAACGUCUAGCAGUUCCUCCUCAGCACCCGUUGCUGCUGCUCCGAAAGGAAAUCCUGGCCUAGUUGGUGGGUAUGGCACGACGUCGGGAAAAGAAGUGCCUGCGUCAGCUUUAGCCGCAAUUACAGGAAGCUCAACUGCAGGAGGAAGCAGCUCGUCAUCCGCGUCACCGAAGAAACCUGUCGAAAGCACUGGCAUUCUGGUAAACGGAAAGCCGAUGGAACUAGGUAUUGCUAUUGACCUUUACAUCCUCCUUACAUACUCUAGUGAAGGUAAAACGAAGGUAGAAGACUCUUUUCAAAAGAACACACAAACCAUAAUUGCAAUUAUGCUACAACUAAGAGGAAAUUCCAUCACGCCAGUGAAUUUUUUAGCAUGAUGAACGCUUUUUCCCACAUGCUUGCACACAGCGAAAAAAAACGAUCCGACGCACGUUUCUUUCGAGAAAUUUUUACAGCAACGGCGGUUUGAAACGGGUUCCCUUCCCGGCAUGCAACGCUAUUUGCCCGUUAAAAUUGUGAGGGGGAAGCAAAACAAACUACCGACGCCGAUUACGCUAGCGCACCAGAAGUUCCGACACGUGGAUUAUCUAGAGUACUACUGUCAUUGUAGACGAGCACUUGUGCCUCCCUUCCACAAUGAAAAUUCAUUAGUAAAUAUUUUUCAUGUAGGUGCAUGAGUCUUUGUGCAUGUGCGCUUCUCCUACUCGGCCACGAUGAUCAAAUGCUCCUAGGUACAUGAACGAAGCUGAAAUUCAAAAUUUCGUUGGUCACUGGCGAUCAAAGGACAUGAUGGAGCAGCGAGGCGGGUAUAUGUAUGGCUACUACAGACCUGACAAGCACGUAGAGCUGGGAGUACGUGCUGUAAUGGAAGGUACUUUUUUUUUCUAUAGACGUACACGUAGUUUUUGGCUUUGUCUUUUUGUGGACAAAACAAACAUGUUCUUUAUUUCUAUCCGAAGAACCAAGUACUUCUAUCAUCCUACCAUUUUUCCCUUCUCCCUUCUCUCCCCCACACAAAUACAGCAAUCUACGAGCCUCCACAGAGUGAACAGGACCAUGUUACGUUUUCGAAUUUGCCUGACGACGGUACGAAAAUAGCUGACCAGGUUGCAGAAAGACUAGGACUGGAGAAGAUUGGGUGGAUUUACACCGCGUUGCCAAAGGAUGAACUGCUCAACUCCCAGGAAGUGUUGGAAAUCGCGAAGCUGCAACAAAAGUACUACUCGAUUAUACUCUGUUUUGAUCAUGAUGAAGUGACUAUGCUUACGGCCAUCUACAUCUACAUAUCCAACAUUCUACUGAUUUUAAGCAACAUGCUGAAUUUCUACAGCAAAACACUACUACUCCACAUGAUGGCGACAAGUUGAGAGAAUACCGUCUGGCUACAUGCGUACUUAACCGAUCCAUGUACAUCUACAUAUCCAACAUUCUACUGAUCUAUUUAAGCAACCUACAUCUUAUAUUGAUUUUUCCACCAAGUUUUUGCUCGUUGGAGAGAAGCAAAUCGAAGGAUGACCAUAUCAUCUGAUCCAAGGUAUCGUACUUCUGCGCAUUACUCUGGUUACGAGUGCAGCACGUUUGUCACGUGUACAGUACGUCCAGAUCCAGAAAACGGAGGAAAUCCAGACACGAAGGUCUUCCAAUGUAGCGACCAGGCUAGCGCGAUGUUGCGAGACGAAUGCUUGGACCUCGAUAACUUAUGCUUUGUCGUCUUCCACAAGUGACAUACUACUGCUACUACAUACUCCACAAGUGACAUACUCCACAAGCGACAUCCUAGAAUGGGUUUACUACUACUACUACUACUACUACAUAUUUUUUUGUUCGAGAGAAUAUAUGACUUUGGUCUUCUUCGGUCUCAUUCCUUUACCUUUUGGAAGAAUUUAGGGUUUCUAAAUACCCCAGACCCGAAAAGCAUCAGAAUCCGAAAGGGUGGAGACGGAGAGGUGAUGCCAGCAGUCUUGCAAAGCGGUAAGGAUGCAGGUACCUUUGACCCGGAUUGGUUUAUCGUGAGAGUAAACGAUGGUGUGCCGCGUAAGCGCAAGAAGAGCAUCUUCGCCCACAGUAAAUUUCCAGUGGAAAACCGAGGACCGGGUAGCAAGCAGCAAAAUCGUCAGGCUUUGCGCGACUACAUUUAAGAAAUUGUGAAUUUUGGAAGUUACUGUUUCGUCGAUUGGCUAAACUACCUCUCAAAAACUUUUCCAUUUGUCAGUCUUGAGAGGAAUGGUUUCAUCGCUGACUAGCAAGGGAAAUUACAUUCAUUCAUUCAUUCAUAAUAAGGCUAGAAGUACUAUGAUAGUUACACAAUAAAUGGUGUAGUUCUUAUUUUGCUUGUUGUAAAGGGAAAUUACAGCCUUGUAAUGUCUAGUACUAUGAUAGUUACACAAUAAAUGGUGUAGUUCUUUUGCUUGUUGCAAUUGCUUUUCCUUCCUCUUCUAAGCCAAGCGCACUGUCAAGACCGGUCCGGGUCCGAACUGGGCACGCUUCGCGGAUUUUCAUUUGCUAGUCUGGCUCGCGCACGAAUUCGAUUUGGAAACGGUGUACCAGUUGUGCGAUUCUAUUCGGGAUAGAAAAGACGUGCUGCCAGGAAUCAUAGAGAUGGUGGAAAGCGUCUAGUACUUUGCGUCUAGCAAUUUGCCGUACGAAGCAGUGCUCUAGCACCAAAUGCCUCGUUUGAGUAGCUCCUGCUGGGAAUGCACUACCCUAAGGCCAUUUUUUUGAAGGAAUACCCAUACUGCUAGCUCGAAAGAUCCAGGACGCUCUUACGACUCCCCUACUGAGCAGCGUGCUACCGAUCGAAGGAUCCAGGACGCUCUUACGACUCCCCUGCAGGAGCCUGGAAUUGAAGAACACGCAAACAACCUAUAUUUUUCAGUUGUAGUCGGAUGCUUCAUUUCCAAAAGAUGAAUAGCUUUGAUUUCUCAUGUUUGUACUAGGAUGAGUGCGUCUAUAUGAUCUUCUCCAACUCAAGAUAUUAUGUGAGUGGUUUCCCGAUGUACUCUGAGAAGUAGUCGUUUUUGUGAGCAUUUUGGGUAGUAUUUUUGACUUGUACCUCCUCAUAUUUAUAACCACAAAGUCCGGUGACCACAAUUAUGAGACAUUUCUAGAUGAAGAUGGUUCCCUUGUAGAGAUGCGGAGGGUGUCGACCACAAAGAUCUCAUUAUGAUGAUGUACAUACUUGAUUAUGAAAUGAACUUUUUUAUUGUUUCCUCUUUAGGAGGAGCGAGGUCGUCUCUGCUAGUACCGCAGACACGAUUCUUGUGCAGCUUGCUUGCGUGUCAGCAGUCAUUUCAACGGACAAGCAGAUUCCACAAGACAGCAGGUGUCCUCCAAGGAAUUUUUCAAGCACAGAUGAUACUUUUAUAUGUUUUUUGAUGAACAUCACGGGAGACACCAGACAGGGGUUAUCUGCCAGACAGGGGUUCUUGUUACAUCUUCAUCAUCAUUUUUACAAGG
Messenger RNA from Amoebophrya sp. A25, 4470 nucleotides. The record is from the annotation of a GenBank genome assembly. NCBI's taxonomy places the organism in Eukaryota, Dinophyceae, Syndiniales, Amoebophryaceae.